AUGGACUUCCACCGCCACGGCUUACUGACCACGCUGGGCUUCGCCGCGCUGACGGGCAACUCCGCGCUCGCCAACUACCGGUUGCGGGACGACCCGCGCGCCGUCGCGUUCGCGCUGCUCUUCCACUUCCUGCGCAAGUUCGAGCGCGGGGAAGGGGACGGGGGCAGGACCAGGGCGGCGGUCUGGCUGCUCACGGCCAUUUUCGCCGCCAGGGUCGCCCCGAUGAUGCCGCCGGCCGACGGUGCCUUGGUGUACCUGACGGCGGCCGGGACCACCGGCGCUGGAUUCUGGGCCUUGUUUCUCCAUAGCCAUUGA
This is a messenger RNA of Miscanthus lutarioriparius, 315 nucleotides long. The record is from the annotation of a GenBank genome assembly. Lineage: Eukaryota; Viridiplantae; Streptophyta; Magnoliopsida; Poales; Poaceae.